Anopheles arabiensis is the source of this 2608-nucleotide messenger RNA. It is a transcript of the gene Mapmodulin, whose product is annotated as acidic leucine-rich nuclear phosphoprotein 32 family member A. Bases 307 to 1260 code for a protein of 317 amino acids. Lineage: Eukaryota; Metazoa; Arthropoda; Insecta; Diptera; Culicidae. The transcript has 6 exons. The record is from RefSeq and is a predicted model, not a curated record. Gene Ontology annotation, molecular function: histone binding. Gene Ontology annotation, cellular component: nucleus.
AUGCUGACGGUGUGUGAGUAUGAGCGUGUAUGUGUACAUGUGACUGCACAACGCACACUGUCAGGCGGUGAGAAACGAGCGAGUGCCUUCCACAAAAGCAGAUGAGGUACAGAAGCAGCGCCAGCAGCAAGAGAAGCAAGCAUUUAGCCCUGUAGCGAAAAAGGAAAUCAAUAUAUAAAAUUCGUGCCUAAAGACAAAAGUAAUCCAGUGACACAACAAAGAGUUUUCGAAGGACCUGGAGGAGCACUGCGUGGAGUGACUUAUCUCUAAGUGAAAUACUCAACACCAUCAUCACCGAAUAUCAUCAUGGAAAAGCGUAUUUUGUUGGAAAAAAGAGGUCGAUCGGAUGAUGAGAUCACAGAGCUCAUUCUGGACAACUGUCGGAGCACGUACAUCGAUGGGCUCACAGACAGCUUCACAGCACUCGAAACGCUCAGCCUCAUCAACGUCGGGCUGGUUUCGCUGAAAAAUUUCCCCAAGCUGUCCAACCUCCGCAAGCUGGAACUCUCGGACAACAGAAUAUCGAACGGGCUGAACCACCUUACCGGUAGCCCGAAACUUACACAUCUGAACCUGUCCGGCAACCGGAUUAAGGACUUCGAUGAGCUUCAGCCGCUGAAAGAUUUGGAGAACCUGGAAGUGCUGGAUCUGUUCAACAAUCAGGUGACACUGAUUGAAAACUAUCGUGAGAAAUUGUUUCAACUGAUUCCAUCGCUCAACUAUCUGGAUGGAUUCGACAAAGAGUAUGUGGAAGCACCAUCCGAUGAGGAAGACAUGGCUGGCGCGACCACAGAAGAGGAGGAACCGGAGGACUCAUGCGAAGAAUCGGAUGAGGAAGAAGUUUCGCUAGCCUACCUGUACAACGACAACCUGGAGGAGGAUCAGGAGGAUUGGAAGAGCGUCGAGAGUGACUACAACAACGCCGACGAAGAGUUUGACAGUGAGGAGGAAGAGGAUGAAGAAGGUGGCGGCGGCGGUGGUGGUGGUGGCGAGAAUGAGGGUGAAGAUGGUGGAGACAGCGAUGGCGAGGGGGAGGAUGAAGAAGGCGAAGAAGAGGAAGAUGGUGAAGAUGAUGCCGAUGGGUCGGAGGCUGCAGCAUCGUCGACCGCUGCAGCGGCGGCGGAAGCAGACGAAUCAAAAUCUACAGCAACAGAAGCGGCAGCCGCCACAUCGUCAACCACAGAAGAUGUUGCGAAAGAAGGUGAACCGGAAGCAAGGGGCAAGAAGAGAAAGUUCCAAGGCACGGACAGCGACGGUUAAGCGGCACGCUAAACGCUUCCAAGUCAUACACAAAACCUAAUACAAAUGUGUGGAGGUGUAACGACAACGCGCUGGAGGCUCUUUCGCUCGACGGCGUGUCAUUCGUUGCCCUUCCACACGCAAAGCAAACGUUUAUCCCCCAACCAACAACAAUUCAUGCAAUUCGUCAUCACUCCGCUACUGUCGUUCGCGCAGUAGUGUAAUGGAUAUGUAACUACAAAGUUUUAUCUUCUUUUUUUACCAUCAAAAGAAAAUGUGUAACAGCAGCUAGCUAUCAUAGAUUGAUAAAAUCCGCAACAAUAUAUACAUAUAGAAGAAGAGCGAACAUUUCCCCACAAUAGACGCCAACACACACACACACCAUACACGCUCCGAAUACUUUUAAACCCCAAAACAAACAGUGUAAGUAAGGAAUUUUUGAACCAAAAGAUUGUAAAACACAGAAGAAGAAAAAACUUUAAAACAAAAUAGAUUCAGCAAAAGACACACCCACACAUACGGCGCGGGGAUUGCGUGUAUGUGUUUGGACCCACAGCGCAGAAUUGUGAAGAAAAUAAAUCAAAGACGUAUGGGGUAUGACGAGAUGAAAUGAUAGGCCUCCCCCGCGUACAGCAUUUCCGGUCAGUUAAGAAAACUAAGAGUAUAUACAUACUUCAAAUGAUAAUCGAACUUUUGUUUUGAUUUAUUUUAAUAACUUUUUAACUGUGUAAGCAUAUUUUGUUGUGUUUCAGGGAAUAGAGCAAUGUGAAAGUAGCUUGCGGCAAGUGAUAUUUGUACGUUCUUUUAAAUUAACAAAAUCACUUCGACGGGGCAGCAAAGGAGGGGAGGAUAGGUAGUAGAAGCGGCGGUAGGGAAGAAUCGGUCGGAAUGUAAGGUAAUUGUUGAGUUUCAUAAAAUUUCCUUGUGCGGUGUGCGGUUCUAUAAGCAAGUACGACCAAAAUGUGUGACACCUUUUGAAUAGUGUUGCCUAAGAUGUGGCCGUGCGCUUUAGCUCUCAUCAUUUUAUCGUCGGUGGUUAUACACCAUCACCAUUACCACCACACCACAACCACCACCACCACGACAACCACCAAGACUCUUCCGUCAAGAUUCUUCCCAAAAUGCGCAGUCAGUGGUUUCAACUUCGUACAGUUUGCGUGUUAACAAGUUUUCUAGCGUAGACGAUCCGGAUCGGAUCCGGAUCGUGUAUAGCAAGUGGUGUGUAACGAGGGGGAAGAGAGAAGAGUAAUCGUAAAGGGGGAAGAAGGACAAGUGGUAGCAAGGAAAAACAAGGCCAAGAUGAAAGAGACCAUACAAAAUAAAUGUAAUCGACGACCUGAUAUGAAACCCAAUGUAGUGUUACUUUUAA